GAUUCCUAAAUUUUAUUCUCUCUCUUCCUAAAUUCAUUUUCCCUCCCCUAAAUUUCUUUCUCCCUCUUCCUAAUUUCUCUUUUCCCUUCUCUAAAAAACCCUCUCUCGUCGAUUAAGGUCAGAAGAAAAAAUUUCGCCGCUUCGCCUUACCUUCAUGCCUGGAGCCAGAGCCGUCGAUCCUCGUUGCUCCUAUCUUCUUCGUCGCCAUGGAGAUACCUCGACACCGGGCAGUGGUCUUCUGAUCCCCAACAUCACAACCCGAAUCUCUACUGCCUCUAAUUUACAGCCUACAGGUACUCAUAAAAUGGAUCCAGACCCCAGAAAACAUGUUUCAUCUUUCAGCUUCAAUAAUGAUACAUAAAAGGAUAGUAUGUAGUUCUAUACAACUAUGUUGUAGUCAAUAUUAAUUAAUUACUCUGAACAUUGCAUUAUUGAACUUAGCAUGAUGAUCAUGGCGGCACUACUACAGAGUCACUAUUUUACAGCGCCUAAUAGACAUCAAAGAAAUAAGAACAGCUGUC
Molecule: messenger RNA, 521 nt
Organism: Cuscuta campestris
Lineage: Eukaryota; Viridiplantae; Streptophyta; Magnoliopsida; Solanales; Convolvulaceae
Source: the annotation of a GenBank genome assembly